Ixodes scapularis (black-legged tick) is the source of this 1202-nucleotide messenger RNA. RefSeq names its product toll-like receptor 8. The record is from RefSeq and is a predicted model, not a curated record. The coding region runs from base 71 to 1018 and encodes 315 amino acids. The transcript has 3 exons. NCBI's taxonomy places the organism in Eukaryota, Metazoa, Arthropoda, Arachnida, Ixodida, Ixodidae. Gene Ontology annotation, cellular component: membrane. Gene Ontology annotation, molecular function: protein binding.
GCAGAUCUCCGAUGCUUAAGUGCCACUCCGGAGCACGCAUCAGGCUUUCUCCGGUACCCAGCGGCUGACGAUGUCAACCUGGCUUUUGUUUUCAUCUACUUGUGUGGUGUUCGGUUGGUGCCUGGGCUUUGUACUGCCGGCGCCGACGUGCCUCAACACCAGCCGUCCCAUGGAUGAGGUGUACACGUGCUCCGAACUCAGCACUGCCAGUGAUUUCUUCAAACACAUGGAGCGCCCUCAGCUACAUCCUCGCCUGACGUUCGUUCUCAGGGACAGUCGCGUUGAGAACUUGCCGUCAGGUGUCUUUCAAGACUUCAACGCUACAGUGCUGGAAUUCAGCAACGUCACAAUCGAAGUGUUCGGCCCAACAGAGCCGUCGUUUUUUGCUGGGCUCGAAGACACGCUCGAAAAGAUAAUUUUUAGGGACGGCAGUAGCCUGCCGCAAACCUGGGGAACGCUGAAAGUUUUGAGAAAAUUGAAAAUAUUAAGACUCUCACAUAUGAAAGAUCUCGAUUUGUCCCAGGACAUGAACCAGUUAUCAUCGAGUCUAGUGGCAGUGGAAGUGCUUUACUCGAGCAUUGUGCACGUCGACGAGGACUGGCUUGCUCAGACAAGCGGAUUGGAGUCGCUGGUCAUCCGAGACUGUAAUCUGAAAGUUUUUCUUAGGUCCAUGUUGCCAAGACCAGCUCCUAAGCUCUGGAAUUUGGACUUGGUCAUGAACAAUAUAACUCAGCUACCAAAGGACUUUGGGCAGGAAUUUCCGACCUUGAAAUUUCUGGACCUUCAAUCGAACCAGAUUAGUGCCAUUGAAAAGGAAUGCCUGGCACCUUUGCUAACAAGCAAGGCGGAGGCCAUCGAACUGGGCGAUAAUCCUCUGCAUUGUGACUGCCAAAUCGGACACCUGCGCCUAUUCUCAGAGAGAGUCCUGAGCGCCACUUGCAACACCCCUGAGACGCUCAGAAGGCGUCAAGUUCACACGCUCACCGACGAGGAGCUGCAAUGCGAUGCAUUGGUCUGAUCAUCCCUGGACGACACACGAUGCAAGCGGAAACGAGUGGAAAUUGUCAACGCGGAGACAGCCGCUGCUGCGGCUGUCCUGGCUGAUUGCUCCUUCAUGAAAAUAAAGAAAAAACAAGCAGCUGAUAAAGGAUAUUCCUAAAACUUACAUAAUUGCGACUAAAUAAAGAGUAGAGGAAAAACUA